This is a messenger RNA of Pteronotus mesoamericanus, 2905 nucleotides long. It is a transcript of the gene PPP1R3F, whose product is annotated as protein phosphatase 1 regulatory subunit 3F. The record is from RefSeq and is a predicted model, not a curated record. Bases 23 to 2455 code for a protein of 810 amino acids. Gene Ontology annotation, biological process: regulation of glycogen biosynthetic process. Gene Ontology annotation, molecular function: glycogen binding; protein phosphatase 1 binding. Lineage: Eukaryota; Metazoa; Chordata; Mammalia; Chiroptera; Mormoopidae. Gene Ontology annotation, cellular component: protein phosphatase type 1 complex. The transcript has 4 exons.
GUCGGUGCCGGCCGCCGCCGAUAUGGCGCGCACGGCCCCUGUGGAGCCCCCGCUGCGGCCUCCUGCGCCCCCUUCGCCGGCCGCGGGCGAGCCCCGCACCUCUGUCGAGGCAGCGGUGGCCCCGCGGAGGGUGCUGUUCGCCGAUGAGGCCCUGGGGCUGCCGCUGGCGCAGCUGCGCCGCUACCGGCCGUGGGGCGGGCCCGGGGCGGGCAAGAUGGCGGCGGUGGCCGGGCAAGAUGGCGAUGGCGGCGGGGCUCACGAGGACGACGAUGGCGAGGAUGGGGAUGAAGGGGAGGAGGAAGAGGAGGCUUGCCCCGAGCCCGCACCGCUGUGCCCCGUCCCCACUGGCGGGGGUUUUUACUUGGUGCCCACAUUUUCGCUGCCGCCUGCACCGGGCCGUCUGGAGCGCUUGGGGCGCGUCAUGGUGGAGCUAGAGGCGUUGCUGCCGCCUCCCGGAGCGGUCCCCGGGGGUGCCGGGGUGUGGGUGCCGGGGGGGCGCCCACCUGUGCUGCGCGGGUUGGUGCGCGUGCUGAACCGCUCCUUUGAGAAGGCGGUGCACGUGCGGGCCUCACACGACGGCUGGGCUUCCUUCUGCGACCACCCAGCGCGCUACGUCCCGCGCAGCCCGCCGGGGGCAGGAGCGGGAGGACCAGGAACAGGAGAUCCCAUCCUGGAUCCGGGCCUUGGCCUGGUCUCCGGCCAGGCGUCCGCAUCCUCGCCCGACGACGGCGGCUGCACCGACCGCUUUGCCUUCCAGCUGCCCUUUGCUGAGGGGGCGGGCGAUGGGGCGCGCCUGGACUUCGUGGUGCGCUAUGAGACCCCCGAGGGCACUUUCUGGGCUAACAACCACGGCCGCAACUACACAGUCCUGCUCCGGAUCGCACCCGCCCCCACACCCACUGAUGCUGAAGGGCUGCCCCAGCAGCAGCAGCUGCCACAGCUGGAGCCACAGCCCGAGUCCCAGGGGCCCGUGGAGGCUGAGGCCAGGCAGCUGAAGAGCUGCAUGAAGCCAGUGAGGCGCAGGCCUAACGAGGAAGAGCUGAGGAUGAAGAACAUGGAUGAUAAUACCCCUGCUGUGGUAGAGAGUCCUGAUGUCCAGGAGUCAGUGGGUCCCCUGGUGGCCCCCACCCCUCUCCGUCCAUGGCCACAGAUGACACUUCAGGUUUCUGAAGUUACAGUGACUGGCAAAUCCCCAGAGGAAGGUGAAAUCCUCAGAAGCAGUCUGCCUGUGGCUUUCAGAGAGGUUCCCCAGCCACCUGCCAUCAGGAUUCCCCCCUCCUCCUUUCUCUGUGGCCUGGGUGGCUCCCCCAGGGACCAGGCCUCUGGGCCAGAUGCAAGUGAGGGGGCAGCUGGGCCUCUCCUGGAAUCUAGUCAACAACAGGUGGAGGCUGCGUGGGAAGUAUCGAGUGAGAAUGGAGGGGGCCGAAAGGACCCCAUGGUAGGGGCUAUUACGGACGAGCCCUCUGGGGGUUUGGAGGUCAUGAGUGGGUUGGAGGAGCUGCUUGGCGAGGACACCAUUGACCAGGAGCUGGAGCAGCUCUAUCUGUCCCACCUGAGCCGCCUGCGGGCUGCUGUGGCUGCAGGUGGGGCAGGAAGUAGUGGGGAGGGCUCCACAGAUGGAGGGUCCCCCAGCCAUCCCCUGGGCAUACUCACGGACCGCGACCUGAUCUUGAAGUGGCCUGGCCCUGAGCGGGCUCUGAACAGUGCCCUGGCAGAGGAGAUCACACUACACUACGCCCGCCUGGGGCGUGGUGUAGAGCUCAUCAAGGACACCGAGGACGCUGAUGAGGAGGGGGAGGGCGAAGAGGGGCUCUCCAUGAUACCCUCCAGUCCAGAAGGGGGCACCCCCAAGGACUCGCCUCCAGAAAUUCUCUCUGGGGCCCAUUCCGUGGUAGCCACUAUGGGAGAUGUGUGGCUCCCGUGGGCAGAGGGCUCCGGAUGUGACAACCCUGUGGUUCUAGGUACAGAGGGUCAGUUCACUGGGGCUCCAGAGGAGAGGAUGUGCAAGGACACUGACUCUUUGCACAUGAAUAGGGUGAUACCUGGGGUGACCAGGUUCCCGGGAGGGACAGAAGCCCCAAUGGAGUUCACCACUAAGAGGACAGACAGCUUGGUUCCUGUAUCUGGCAAUGAGCCAGCUGUUCCUGUCCUGCAGGGGCAAAAUCUCACUCUCCUUGGCACCUCCGAGGCUGAAUUCUGUCCUUCCAGCCUGGCUGGGCCCCAAGUAAACUCCCAGGAUAAAGAGGGUUCAGGCCCAAGGCUUGAGUCCCCAAAGAGGUCUCCCACCCUAACAGUCCCUGCAGAAUGUGUGUGUAUUUUGCCUCCCCAGCUCUGGGGGCCAUUGACCCAGACUCUGGGGGUCCUGGCUGGCCUGGUGGUGGUCCCUGUGGCUCUGAACAGUGGUAUGUCCCUCCUGGUGCUUGCGCUGUGCCUCUCUCUGGCCUGGUUUUCGUAGGACCUGCUUGUGGGACCAGUAAUAACAAGCGGCCCCCUCUCUGGGGUCUGGGGAGGGGUAGCUCCUGCACCACCCCCAGAGAGUUCAGAUGGGACGUGUGGCCUGUACAAUGAGGGUGUCCUUUGCUUCUGAGAAUGUUCAGUUGGAGAGAGGCCUCCUCACCCCUGAACCCUCCAGUCAGCACAGGGCUCCUGUGUGAUACAAAUGGAGUGGAACUGGGGACGGGUGGAUAGUGGGAAUGAAAACUUUCAGAAUGGAACUGGGCAUGUCCUCCCUUCUCCCUGCCCCCCCCAGCCUGUAUUUAUUUUUGUAUAAUUCUCUGGAUGAGGGAGAGUGGUCGUGAGCUGGUCUUGGGGCACAAUUACCCAGAGAUAUAUUUAUUAACAGCCAACCUGUGCAACCUGCUGGAGCUUUAUUUUUAAUUUAAUUUAUAUAGAGUACCUAUUAUUA